This is a messenger RNA of Acaulospora morrowiae, 738 nucleotides long. The record is from the annotation of a GenBank genome assembly. Lineage: Eukaryota; Fungi; Glomeromycota; Glomeromycetes; Diversisporales; Acaulosporaceae.
AUGGCUGAUGAAUCAGGAGCUAUUAACAAGAACACCAGUAAUACUAACUACGGAGCUAUCGAGAAUGAAGGAGGGCCAAGUACACAGCAAGUUCAUGGUGUUCACAUCAACACUAGUGGUUGGUCAUUCAUCAAAUAUAAAUUCCGCAAACCCUUUGCUGAAUUCUUGGGAACUUUUACCUUGGUAACCUUUGGUAUUGGGAGUAUCGCUCAAACAGGAGGACAUUUGAAUCCGGCCGUUACGAUUACACUCGCCGUCUAUCGUAACUUUCCUUGGUUGGAAGUUCCCGUAUACAUCCUUGCCCAAACGGCCGGUGCUUUCGUUGCUGCCUUUGUGGUCUACUUAAAUUAUCAUGCAGCCCUUGCUAAUUUUGAUGGAGGAAAUCGUAUCGUCACUGGCGCGAAUGCUACGGCCGGAAUAUUUGCAACCUACCCCGCUCCAUUCAUGGGUACACUGGGUUCAUUCUUUUCCGAAGCACUUGGCACAUUCUUCCUGUUGUUGGUGAUUCUCUCAGUGACCGAUAGUCACCGUUACGAAACAGGAUUCGCAUUGAACGGAGCCCGUGAUUUUGGACCUCGUUUAUUUACAUUUUUGGUUGGUUAUGGAGUAGAAGUGUUUACCGCUUCCAAGUUUUAUUUCUGGAUCCCCUUGGUGGCACCGGUGGUUGGUGGUUUGUCGGCAGGGUUCGUUUAUGAUUCUUUGAUUUACUGGGGAAAGUCACCAUUGAAUAGUAACUAG